This is a messenger RNA of Phymastichus coffea, 765 nucleotides long. RefSeq lists its product as uncharacterized. The annotation marks the transcript as partial. The record is from RefSeq and is a predicted model, not a curated record. Lineage: Eukaryota; Metazoa; Arthropoda; Insecta; Hymenoptera; Eulophidae. The transcript has 5 exons.
UUAGUGGAAUUAGGCCUUAAUUUUAUGGAAGUACUUCAAUAUAUUAGAAGAAGAAAACUAUUCCGACGAUGGUGGAGUAAACCUCAUAUCAGGCGUAAUUAUUUGACAGGAUAUAAUGGUUACCAAAGGGUGUUUAAAUAUUUCAAACUCAAUGAUGAAGAAGAAUUUAUUAAUUUCACAAGAAUACCUGUAUACAUUUUUGAGUACUUAUAUCAACUGCUUCGUGUUAGUUUGAUUAAAAGGAGUAGGAGGCCACCUUUACCAAGUGAAUUAAGAUUGAGUUUAACAUUAAAUUAUUUAGCACAUGCUGAUAGUAUUAAGAAAAAUAAGUGGUUUUAUAAUAUUGGAGAAACUACUAUAAAAAAAGUGAUACCUGAAUUUAUGUCAGAUCUUUUUUAUCCCAAUUGUAUUGGAGCUUUGGAUGGUAAAUAUUGUAAGAUAAAAAAGCUACCCAAUAGUGGGAGUCUAUUUUACAAUUACAAAAAAUUCUUCAGCAUAGUGUUCUUCAGCAUGGCUUGCUGUGAUUCAAAAAAACGCUUCAUAUGGGCUAAUAUUGAAGAUUAUGGUUCUUUGAACGAUGCCAGUAUUUUUGCCCAUAGUGAUCUUGAACAUGCCCUUCUACAAAAUGAAAUUCAAUUACCACGUUCUACACAGUUACCAAAUUCACAAAUAGUCUUUCCUUUUCAUUUCAUGGGAGAUGGGAUAUUUCCAUUAAAAACAUAUUUAAUGAAACCAUUCGAUGAGUUUUGCUCGGAGAAUAAUUGA